Molecule: messenger RNA, 612 nt
Organism: Cadophora gregata
Lineage: Eukaryota; Fungi; Ascomycota; Leotiomycetes; Helotiales; Ploettnerulaceae
Exons: 1
Coding region: 1-612 (203 amino acids)
Source: RefSeq, a predicted model, not a curated record
AUGCUGCAAGACACUUGCAAGAAUGCCUCUUCAACGCGUUGGGAGGGGUGUUCUACGAUAUCCAAAAUCCAAAGCAUCUGGACAUCCAAGACUCAAUCACUAGCUAUGAAUCUCGGGUCUCUUUCAAAAGGGCCGUGGACUUGGGACCUUCCCACACAUCCUGAACUUGAGCGCCUCUCUGACCUAGGAGGUCGAAAUGAACCAUCACUUUUCCUGAUGACUCUCUUCCGUUCAUUCCCAAAGCUCAAAGAAUUCAUCGUGAUAAUGGACAGGAAGGUUCCUGAUGACCGACCACCCAUUGGGACUCCACAGUUCUCAAUACACUUCGAAGACUCUCACGACCUCGCAGGUGGAGAUAUCUCAGGGCGUUGGAUCCCAGGAGCUCUCAAGCAUUUGAAAGAAUUGUUUCCAGACUUACACCAGCCUCAUGUUUGUCUGGCCCGUUUGACGGAGGAGAGUAACCCAUCAAUCCUCAGACGUCGUGAUAAUUAUCUUCAUGCCUGCUGUAAGUACUGUGAGGCAGGACUCGAUAGGCAGCGAUCGGAGUUUGCAUCUGUCUCACCUCCUGGAUCGGAUGCUGCAAACCCAAUAUUGCCAAUGUCUAGCUCUUAG